Molecule: messenger RNA, 1204 nt
Organism: Mirounga angustirostris (Northern elephant seal)
Lineage: Eukaryota; Metazoa; Chordata; Mammalia; Carnivora; Phocidae
Gene: PRLHR
Product: prolactin releasing hormone receptor
Exons: 1
Coding region: 1-1113 (370 amino acids)
Biological process (GO): G protein-coupled receptor signaling pathway
Cellular component (GO): neuron projection; plasma membrane
Molecular function (GO): neuropeptide binding; neuropeptide Y receptor activity
Source: RefSeq, a predicted model, not a curated record
AUGGCCUCACUGGCGACUCAGGGCCCCCCGGUCCCUGACUUCUUUUCCGGGUUGCCACCGGCGGCCUCAACUCCUGCCAACCAGAGCACGGAGGCCUCGGCGGUCAAUGGGUCGGCGGCUGACCCAGGCGCUCAGGCCGUCACGCCUUUCCAAAGCCUGCAGCUGGUGCAUCAGCUGAAGGGGCUGAUUGUGCUACUCUACAGCAUCGUGGUGGUUGUGGGGCUGGGGGGCAACUGCCUGCUGGUGCUGGUGAUUGCGCGGGUGCGUCGGCUGCACAACGUGACCAACUUCCUCAUCGGCAACCUGGCCUUGUCCGACGUGCUCAUGUGCACCGCCUGCGUGCCGCUCACGCUGGCCUACGCUUUCGAGCCACGCGGCUGGGUGUUCGGCGGCGGCCUGUGCCACCUGGUCUUCUUCCUGCAGCCUGUCACCGUCUACGUGUCGGUGUUCACUCUCACCACCAUCGCGGUGGACCGCUACGUCGUGCUGGUGCACCCGCUGCGCCGGCGCAUCUCCCUGCGCCUCAGCGCCUACGCGGUGCUGGCCAUCUGGGCGCUGUCCGCGGUGCUGGCGCUGCCGGCCGCCGUGCACACGUACCACGUCGAGCUCGAGCCGCCCGGUGUGCGCCUCUGCGAGGAAUUCUGGGGGUCUCAGGAGCGCCAGCGCCAGCUCUAUGCGUGGGGGCUGCUGCUCGUCACCUACCUGCUCCCCCUGCUGGUCAUCCUCCUGUCUUACGUCCGGGUGUCGGUGAAGCUGCGGAACCGCGUGGUGCCGGGCUGCGUGACCCAGAGUCAGGCCGACUGGGACCGUGCGCGGCGCCGCCGCACCUUCUGCCUGCUGGUGGUGGUCGUGGUGGUGUUCGCCGUCUGCUGGCUGCCGCUGCACGUCUUCAACCUGCUGCGGGACCUCGACCCGCACGCCAUCGACCCCUACGCCUUCGGGUUGGUGCAGCUGCUCUGCCACUGGCUCGCCAUGAGCUCGGCGUGCUACAACCCCUUCAUUUACGCCUGGCUGCACGACAACUUCCGUGAGGAGCUGCGCAAGCUCUUGCUUGCCUGGCCCCGCAAGAUCGCGCCGCACGGCCAGACCGUGACAGUCAGCGUGGUCAUCUGAUGCCGCCGCGCCAGGGCUUGGCUGGGGAGCUCCACGUCCACUCGUCUCGAGGGUACCCACCUGGGGCCGGACCGGAGCGCUUUUCCCCAGC